Messenger RNA from Astyanax mexicanus (Mexican tetra), 2287 nucleotides. It is a transcript of the gene msnb, whose product is annotated as moesin b. Gene Ontology annotation, molecular function: cell adhesion molecule binding; actin binding. Gene Ontology annotation, biological process: regulation of organelle assembly; positive regulation of early endosome to late endosome transport; positive regulation of protein localization to early endosome. The transcript has 13 exons. Gene Ontology annotation, cellular component: cytoskeleton; apical part of cell; adherens junction. The coding region runs from base 104 to 1843 and encodes 579 amino acids. The record is from RefSeq and is a predicted model, not a curated record. NCBI's taxonomy places the organism in Eukaryota, Metazoa, Chordata, Actinopteri, Characiformes, Acestrorhamphidae.
GGUAAUCCUGGUAAAUAUCACAAGUCCUUUCAUAUGACCUGGUGCAGGCUAGUGCAAAGGAACAAGUUUAGAAGUACCUGGAGCAAUUCAUAUAUAAAGGAAAAUGUCGAUAAAUGUGCGAGUGACCACGAUGGAUGCUGAGCUGGAGUUUGCAAUCCAGCCCAGCACAACUGGCAAACAGCUUUUCGACCAAAUAGUAAAGACAAUCGGACUAAGGGAGAUCUGGUUCUUCGGGCUGCAGUAUCAGGACAGCAAGGGCUUCUCCACUUGGCUGAAACUCAACAAGCGGGUGACAGCACAAGACGUGAGGAAGGAGAACCCCCUGCUGAUUAAAUUCCGAGCAAAGUUUUACCCCGAAGAUGUGUCCGAGGAGCUGAUCCAGGAAGCCACGCAGAGACUCUUCUUCUUGCAGGUCAAGGAGGGAAUCCUGAACGAUGACAUUUACUGUCCCCCGGAAACCGCCGUGCUGCUGGCCUCCUACGCCGUGCAGACUAAACAUGGCGACUACAACAGAGAUUACCAUGUGCCUGGAUACCUGUGCCAUGACAAACUGCUGCCUCAGAGAGUUCUGGAGCAGCAUAAGCUAACUAAGGAGCAAUGGGAGGAGAAGAUUCGGGCAUGGCAUGAAAAGCACAAGAGGCUGCCCAGAGAGGAGGCCAUGGUUGAAUACCUGAAAAUUGCCCAGGAUCUGGAUAUGUACGGAGUCAACUACUUCAGCAUCAAAAACAAAAAAGGCUCAGAGUUAUGGCUGGGAGUGGAUGCUUUAGGACUCAACAUAUACGAACGUUCAGACAAGUUAACCCCCAAGAUUGGAUUUCCGUGGAGCGAGAUCCGCAACAUUUCUUUCAACGACAAGAAGUUUGUCAUUAAACCCAUUGACAAAAAGUCCCCAGACUUUGUGUUCUAUGCGCCCCGUCUGCGCAUUAACAAGCGCAUCCUGGCUCUGUGCAUGGGAAACCAUGAUUUGUACAUGCGCCGCCGUAAGCCUGACACCAUUGAGGUUCAGCAGAUGAAAGCCCAAGCCAGAGAGGAGAAGAACAAGAGGCAACAAGAGAGAGCACUGCUGGAAAAUGAGAAAAAGAAGCGAGAAAAUGCGGAGAAGGAGACAGAAAAGAUUGCCAAGGAAACCAUGGAGCUCAUGGAGAAACUGAGACAAAUAGAGGAGCAGACCAAGAAGGCUCAAGAGGCAGAACUAGAAGAGCAGACCAAGAGGGCCCUGGAGCUGGAGAAGGAGAGGAAGUUUGCCCAGGAGGAGGCCGAGAGGCUGGAAAAGGACCGCAGGAAGGCGGAGGAGGCUAAGGCUGCGUUGCUGCAACAGUCUCACAACCAAAUGAAGAACCAGGAGAAUCUGGCUACAGAGUUAGCUGUGCUAACAUCUAAGAUCUCUCAGUUGGAAGAUGCCAAGAAGAAAAAGGAGGAUGAGGCUAGGAAGUGGCACAAAAGGCAGGCCGUCAUGGUCGAGGUGGACUUGGAGAAAACAAAAGAAGUGCUGAAGAGUAAAAUAGUGGGGGUCCACAUCCAGGCAGGGUCUCAUCCAGAGAGUGACCACGACGAGAACGAUGAGAGCAGCGCUGAGGCCAGUGCAGAGCUCACGUCUGCAGGAACAGUCCAGGAUCGGAGUGAGGAGCAGCGCAUGACUGAGACGGAGAAGAACGAACAUUUGCAGAAGCGUCUGCUGGCUCUCAGCUCAGAGUUGGCGGACGCUCGUGAUGAAAGCAUGAAGACAGAGAACGACCUGAUUCACGCAGAGAAUGUGCGUCAAGGAAGGGACAAAUAUAAGACCUUGCGUCAAAUUCGACAAGGCAACACAAAACAGCGCAUUGAUGAGUUUGAGUCCAUGUGAUUAUUAUUAUUAUUAUUUUUUUUUUUUUGCAUUGCGACAAAAGCUGGGGAUUUACACCCAUCAGAUUCAAUCAGUAGCUACACACAGAUAAUCCCUAAAAGUACAGGAACAGUGAGAUUAAUCUGUUUCUCCACUUGUACUGAAUAAGUAAUAAUGGAAAUACUUAGGCUAGAUCUAUAAGGGCUGGUUUCCUGACCUAGAUGAAAUCUUUCAUUGUAUUAUCACUUUAAUAAAAGUGAAUGUGAAAAUCCUUUUAAAUCCAGGGCUCAUAAAAAGAGUAAACAGAUAUUAACAGAAUGCAAUAUGUGUAUGUGGGCCUAUUAAGCACAGCCUGAACCUGAAAAUGAAUUAAUCAUACGCAGGCCUUCAGGCUAUAUAUUAAAUUACAGAAUGUGUGAAACAUGUAAUCCUCUGAAAUGAAUCAAAUAAAAGUGUUUAACUCUG